AUGGCCGCGAGCAGUGUGGACAAUUGUGCUGACGAGGAGAAGGAGCCAGGCGACGACUUUACAAAUCCGGAGGAGGCAGUCGAGAAAGCAGAGAAGCACGAACAGAUGGAGGCAACUCUGGCUGGAGCAUGGCAACAGCUGGAGGGGACACCACGACCUCCCAGCCAUCCACGCUUCCUGGCCUGGAAUGGCUUCGGGCAUGUGGCGAGCUAUCCGGACCAAAUGCGCAUCGAGGUGUGUCGAAAUGGCGAGGAGAAGCCGAUGGGCCUGCCAGACUACGAUGGCUUACAUCUGGCUGCGAUGUCAGAAGGCGCCCUGUGUCUGGCCGCUCGGAAAACUGCAUCGGGAGGGUCUCGGGUGUUAAUACGCCCGACGCAUCGCUGGGAGAAGGCGCUCUUCUCCGCACCCCUCAGCUCUGCCGAAAGUCCUGACGCCAUCGGCUGCGGGGAGGACUUUGUGGCGGUCCUUACUUCAUCGCGACUGCUGCGCCUGUUCAGCUUUAGUGGUCUUCCUCUGGGACUUUUGAGCCUGCCUGGUCCCGGCGUUGCCCUCGCUGCCCGGGGCCGGAUGCUGCUGGUGGUAAGCCGAUCUCCUGGGACAGAAGACGAGGAUGAUGAGCUGGACUUCCGACUGCUUGAUGUAAAGUCGAGGGUCGAUCGAGCUGCUGGACAUCUCCCACUAAGCGAAGGGGCUCGACUUCGCUGGCUCGGGAUCUCAACGGAUUUUGUACCUCUGACGGUCGACACUUCGGGGGUGGUACGUGCGCUUCUUGGCAGCGGCGCCGGCUGUUCCGGCGGUGCCGGCUGGGGAAUGAACGCAGAGUGGACGCCAGUGCUCUCCCUGGGAGAGGAGGAGGGGCCUUUCUGGGUGGUGGAUGCACCCAGUUGCAGCCUUGUCGUGGUGGAGCUCUUGGACAACAAGGAGCCCUGGCCGAGACCUCAUCAGGCUGAAUCAGCAAGUUUGACAGACACACCUGGCCCGCAGCCUUUCUUCGGCGUGGGAGGAAGCGUUGCCUCGCGACGGCUGCCUUGGCGAAUGUCCUUGGGAUCCUUCCCGGCGGCGGGCGAAGCCAUCGAGGCAGCCUUUCGGGAGCAGCUGCUCCUCAAACACCUCAAGGACAUGCUGGAGAUGGAUGUGCUCAAUGAGCAGCAGCAGCAGGAGGUUGAAGCUAUGGGCAAGAGAUGCAAGAGUGGUGUGCUGAAGCUGUUUACCCACCUGGCCAAGUGUGAUGAGGUUGAGCGUGCUCAUCAUGUCGCCAGGUUCUACUUGGCAAACAUGGACGGCACGGCCAAGGUCCUGGAGAUGGCCGGCACGCUCGCAGAGAAAGCCAAGCAGCACAAGCUCGCAGAUGCGAUUGCAGCUUUGCCGCGCCCAGAGCAGACCGUGAAAAAAGUUCCGGAUCUGCCUCCGCUCUUCAAGCCUGGAGAGUUCGAAGACCCAGGCUCAAACACCCGAGCAGCCGGGAAGCCAACGUCAGAGGAGCCGAGCAGUGCAAUUCCUGAGAAGUCGAGCCGUGCAGCUGAGACCCAGGUAGCCAGCUCCGCGGUGCCAGCAUGGUAUGUCGCAGCCGGCGAUGCGCCGGCACCGAGCGCAUCCGCUGCACCCAGUGCUCCCAGCAACCCAUUUGCACGGAAGCGCCCUGCUGGGGGUGGUGGCCGCCAGCCCGCUACGCCAAUGGCGAGCGGCAGCCCAAACUCGAAAGUAGCCCGCUUGACGUGA
This is a messenger RNA of Symbiodinium natans, 1719 nucleotides long. Lineage: Eukaryota; Dinophyceae; Suessiales; Symbiodiniaceae. The record is from the annotation of a GenBank genome assembly.